This is a messenger RNA of Galdieria sulphuraria, 642 nucleotides long. RefSeq names its product 40S ribosomal protein S13e. The record is from RefSeq and is a predicted model, not a curated record. The coding region runs from base 146 to 601 and encodes 151 amino acids. Gene Ontology annotation, cellular component: nucleolus; ribosome; cytosolic small ribosomal subunit. Gene Ontology annotation, molecular function: structural constituent of ribosome; small ribosomal subunit rRNA binding. The transcript is spliced from 2 exons. Lineage: Eukaryota; Rhodophyta; Bangiophyceae; Galdieriales; Galdieriaceae. Gene Ontology annotation, biological process: translation.
AUAUUUACAAACAACUUGGAGAUUUCUUCAUUACUUGAUUCAUCCAAUUGAUUUCAUUGAUUGAUUGAUUGGUGGUUGAUUGUGCGAAUUCGGCGUCGGGGAAAGAACAACACCAAGUAACAGAGAGGAACGUGAAUAAACUAAGAUGGGGCGUAUGCACAGUAAGGGCAAGGGAAUUGCCCAAUCGGUUAUUCCGUAUCGAAGAAACCCACCGUCUUGGGUGAAGACAACACCGAACGAAGUUGUCGAUAUGAUUUGCAAGCUGGCCAGAAAAGGACUGGUACCGUCCCAAAUUGGUGUUCAUCUUCGUGAUUCUCAAGGCGUUCCUCUCGUGAAACAAAUAACCGGUAAUAAGAUUGUUCGGAUUUUAAAGGCAAACGGACUGGCUCCAGAAAUACCUGAGGAUCUUUACUUUUUGAUUAAAAAGGCAGUUGCAGUGCGUAAACAUUUGGAAAGGAACCGAAAAGACAAGGAUUCCAAGUUUCGGUUGAUUCUUAUUGAGAGCAGAAUACAUCGACUUUCUAGGUAUUACAAACGUACAAAGCAGUUACCUCCCAACUGGAAAUAUGAGUCAGCCACUGCAUCCGCACUUGUCGCCUAAUAAAGCUCACAGCGAGUGCUUUGUUAAUUACUGUCAAGUUU